Messenger RNA from Pogona vitticeps (central bearded dragon), 1348 nucleotides. It is a transcript of the gene GEMIN2, whose product is annotated as gem nuclear organelle associated protein 2. Gene Ontology annotation, biological process: spliceosomal complex assembly; spliceosomal snRNP assembly. NCBI's taxonomy places the organism in Eukaryota, Metazoa, Chordata, Lepidosauria, Squamata, Agamidae. The record is from RefSeq and is a predicted model, not a curated record. Gene Ontology annotation, cellular component: nucleus; spliceosomal complex; SMN complex.
AGGUUGAGCAUCUAGGGUAGCGGCGAGAGUGCUCUCGACGCGUCACUGUGCGCAGGCGCUUUGGAGCCGCCGGCGCCGCGCGUGGGUAGGCGCGACGAGGGUGGGAUACAAAGGGUGAGAUGGACUCGGCGGUGGAGGAGUUGAUGCCGCGGCUCCUGCCUGUGGAGGAUUGCGACCUCACGGAAGAUUUUGACCCCACCGUGCCCCCCAGAACGCCCCAGGAGUACUUGAAGCGGGUCCAGAUUGAAGCUGCAAAGUGCCCUGAUGUUGUUGUAGCCCAGAUAGAUCCCAAGAAACUGAAAAAGAAGCAGACUGUGAAUAUUUCACUUUCAGGAUGCCAGCCUGCCCCUGAAGGCUACUCUCCAACUAUGAAGUGGCAACGACAACAAGUGGCCCACUUUUCAGCCAUUCGCCAGAGUGUAAACAAGCACAGGAAUCACUGGAAGUCACAGCAGUUGGACAGCAAUGUAGCAAUACCCAGACCAGAGGAUGAAGAAGGUUGGAAAAAAUUCUGUUUGGGCGAAAAGUUAUAUUUAGACACAACUGUGCAAGAACCAAGCGAUGGAAAUAAUGGAAUUGAUUAUGUACAGAUUGGUUUUCCACCACUGCUGAGCAUUGUUAGCAGAAUGAAUCAGGCAACAGUAACCAGUGUCUUGGAAUAUCUGACAAAUUGGCUUGUAGAGAAGGAAUUUACUCCAGGACUGGGCAGAUGGCUUUAUGCGCUUUUGGCCUGUCUUGAAAAACCAUUGUUACCAGAGGCUCACUCCCUGAUUCGGCAGUUGGCCAGGCGGUGCUCUGAAGUCCGAGUCUUGGAGGAGAACAAGAGUGAAGAAAAAGUGUCCGCUCUGAACUUGUUAAUUUGUUUGGUUGGCAGAUAUUUUGACCAGCAUGACCUAGCUGAUGAGGCAUCUUGAUAAAACUCUGGAGGAAAACUAUACAAGCACAGGAUGGUUGUGGUUGUUAUCAGUGAGGUCCACCAGAAUUAAAGUGUUACGGUCAGAUGAAUCUCAGUGUUCAGUGUGACCCACUGGCUGGCGGGGGAAUUGUGUGAUCUGCAGACAAAGAGUACUUCAGACUUCUUUUAAAAGCAAGAUAGUUGCUGAAUAAGUCAGCUUAGAAGAUGCUGACUUUAACAGGAAAGCAUCAGGGUGCCUGAACACUUCCUUAUGGACCUGUUUGCUUGAUGCAAUGUGUACAUACAGACUGCUAGAUCCUCCUUAUUCGGUUCGUACAUCAUGGAACAAGACACUUUUGUCUCAGUUUAAAAACAGUAGGAUUGAAGUAGGAUAAUGCAAGCUUUAUAGCACUUUUUAUGUUUUACAAUAAAGUUUACAAAAAAUGUUUUGAA